Molecule: messenger RNA, 8408 nt
Organism: Eublepharis macularius
Lineage: Eukaryota; Metazoa; Chordata; Lepidosauria; Squamata; Eublepharidae
Exons: 13
Coding region: 109-6390 (2093 amino acids)
Biological process (GO): regulation of DNA-templated transcription
Source: RefSeq, a predicted model, not a curated record
CCCUCAUUCUCCUCCUCUUUGGCAUCUCCUGCCUUGCUAAAUCUGGAACUGAGGUUUUGGGGGUUCUUAAAUUUUUCUCUGUCUCCCACAGAUGAAAAGAGAUCUGUGAUGGAGGUCAAAGAGGAGAACUUUCUAGAAGAAGGCCCUGAGCCAAGAGGAGCGCUCAAGGCUUCUCCAGGACGAUUGGCCAAGAAUGUAUUCUUCCAAACUAUGGCUCAUGAAACAGGAGAUGUAUGGGGCGUAGCAAAAGAAAAUGAAGCACAUCAGAUAUUGGGGGCAAGUGAUAAGAAUCUGGACAUGAAACAGAAAGUUGGAAACCAGGAAGAAAACAAAAAGGAUAAAAGAAGCAGUAAUUACGUUGUCUGUGAGAAUGGUGACUACCAAGAAACAAUAUACAAAGGAAAGAGAAGAAUUGAAUGCUCUGUCUGUGGGAAAAGUUUUGCUAGUAUAUUAACUCUUAAAGUGCAUUGGAAAACUCAUACAGGGGAGAAACCAUAUGACUGCUUGUUGUGCGGAAAGAAGUUCGGUCAUCCCUCAACUCUUACUGUGCAUCAAAGAACCCACACGGGAGAGAAACGUUAUAAGUGUUUGGAAUGUGGAAAGAGCUUUAUGCGGAGUACAAACCUCAUUAUACAUCAAAGAAUUCACACAGGAGAAAAACCAUAUCAGUGUAUGGAUUGUGGAAAGAGCUUUAGUCAAAAGUCAAGCCUUAACAUCCAUCAAGGAACACACACAGGAGAGAAACGGUACAAAUGCUUUGAAUGUGGAAAGAAGUUCAUACAAAGCACAACCCUCAUUUUGCAUCAAAGAAUCCACACAGGAGAAAGACCAUAUAAAUGUCUGGAAUGUGGAAAGAGCUUCAUUGUGAAGUCAAGCCUCACUCUUCAUCAAAGAAUUCACACAGGAGUGAAACCAUUUAAGUGUCUGGAGUGUGGAAAGAGCUUUAAUGAAAGUACACGCCUUCUCAGACAUCAAAGAAUUCAUAUGAGGGAGCAAUCAUUUCAAUUACUCGAGUCUGGAAAAGGGUUCAGGCGGAAUGCCAAUCUCAAUGUACAUCAAAGAACCCACAAGGGAGAAAAACGAUAUAAAUGUCUGGAAUGUGGAAAAAGUUUUAUGUUGAGUACAACUCUCAUUAUACAUCAAAGAAUCCACACAGGUGAAAAACCAUAUACUUGUUUGGAAUGUGGGAAAAGUUUUAUGCGAAGUACGACCCUCAUCGUACAUAAAAGAACCCACACUGGUGAAAAACCAUAUAUUUGCUCAGAAUGUGGAAAGAGCUUUAUGCAGAGUGCAAACCUCAUAAUACAUCAAAGAACCCACACAGGCGAGAAACCAUAUAAAUGUUUGGAGUGUGGAAGGAGUUUUAUCCAGAACUCAAGCCUUACUGCCCAUCAACGAAGCCACACAGGAGAGAAAAUAUAUGAAUGUUCAGAAUGUGGGAAGAAGUUCACACGGAAUGCAAAUCUGAUAAUACAUCAAAUACUGCACACAGGAGAGAAACCAUACAAAUGCUUGGAAUGUGGAAGGAGCUUUACUUUAAAUAAAAGGCUUAUCAACCAUCAAAGAAUCCACACAGAUGUGAAACCCUUUAAAUGCCUGGAUUGUGGGAAAAGCUUCAGCCACAGCAUAACUCUUAAGAGACACAAAAAUAUUCAGACAGGGGAAUGUAAAAGGAGCUACAGUCAGACACAAAGCAAUGCAAGAUCUCAAACCAAGAAGAAACCGUAUCAGUGCCUGGAGUGUAGAAGUUGCUUCAGCCACAACUCUAACCUUAUUAGACAUCAGCUAAUCCACACAGGAGAGAAGCCAUUUAAAUGCCAGGAAUGUGGAUCUUGCUUCAGCCAGCACUCAAACCUUAUGAGACAUGCACUUCUUCACACUAGCACAGGAACUGUGGAAGAACUUCAUCCCAGCCUCCUCGUUCCCCUACAUACCAGCACAGGAACUUUGGAAGAACUUCAUCCCAACCUCCUCGUUCCCCUACAUAUCAGCACAGGAACUUUGGAAGAACUUCAUCCCAACCUCCUCGUUCCCCUACAUAUCAGCACAGGAACUGUGGAAGAACUUCAUCCCAACCUCCUCGUUCCCCUACAUAUCAGCACAGGAACUUUGGAAGAACUUCAUCCCAACCUCCUCGUUCCCCUACAUAUCAGCACAGGAACUGUGGAAGAACUUCAUCCCAACCUCCUCGUUCCCCUACAUAUCAGCACAGGAACUGUGAAAGAACUUCAUCCCAACCUCCUCGUUCCCCUACAUACCAGCACAGGAACUUUGGAAGAACUUCAUCCCAACCUCCUCGUUCCCCUACAUACCAGCACAGGAACUUUGGAAGAACUUCAUCCCAGCCUCCUCGUUCCCCUACAUACCAGCACAGGAACUUUGGAAGAACUUCAUCCCAGCCUCCUCGUUCCCCUACAUACCAGCACAGGAACUUUGGAAGAACUUCAUCCCAACCUCCUUUCAUCAGGCCUUUUGGAACCUUCACUUCAGGACAGAAGCUGUUUCCUGCCUCUCCCCUCCCUAGGACAGCUCGGCUUUUGUUACAGUGGCUGGGAAGGAGCUGGGUGUGGUGCUGUUUCAGAAGGCGGCUGUGUGUUUCACCAAAGCAGAGUGCUGAUGGAUCCGGACCAAAAGCUUUUGCACUGGGAAGUCAUGCUGGAGAAUUAUGCGAACAUGGCCUCUUUGGCAGGAGAUAUGUGGGAGAGAGAAAAAGAAAAGGAAGAGCAUCCAUUGAAGGAGGAAAGUGAAAUUUCUCCAGAUUUUAAAAAGAAUUUUGGAGAUGUAGAUGGAAAGAAAGAACAGGAGGAAAACCAAACAAAUAAAGGCAGAAAUAAAUCUCAGAAUGACUUCCCGGAAUUUCUGCCUCUUCAAACAAUUUACAACAGAAAGAGAAAGAAUGAAUGUCCUGCUUGUGGGAAAAGCUUUGCCACCAGGUCAAGCCUUAAAGUGCAUUGGAAAACCCACACAGGAGAGAAACCAUAUAGCUGCUUGCAGUGUGGAAAGCGAUUCAGACAAAGCUCAACUCUCACUUCCCAUGAAAGAACCCACACAGGGGAGAAACCAUAUAAAUGCAUGCAGUGUGGAAAAGGGUUCAGUCAGAGCAAUUAUCUUGUUUCUCAUCAGAGAAUCCACACAGGGGAGAAACCCUAUUCCUGCUCAGAGUGUGGGAAAAGUUUCAGUCACAGGUCAAACCUGACAACCCAUCAGAGAAUCCACACAGGGGAGAAACCAUUUAAAUGCCUGGAAUGUGGAAAGAGCUUCAAUCACAGCUCAACGCUUACUUCGCAUCAAAGAAUACAUACAGGAGAGAAGCCGUUUAAAUGCCUGGAGUGUGGAAAGACCUUCAAUCAGAGUGCGAAACUUAUUAUCCAUAAAAAAAGUCACAUGAGAGAAAAACCGUUUAAAUGCCCUGAGUGUGGGAAGGGUUUCUGUCAAAGAAGAACCCUUACAGCUCAUCAAAGAACUCAUACAGGAGAGAAACCGUAUAAAGUCAUCAAAGAUAAAAAGAGAUUCAGUCAGAACCUUGCAACCCAUCAGAGUACCCACGUAGGGGAAAAAGCAUUUAAAUGUCUAGAAUGUGGAAAGUGCUUCCGUCAAAGCACACAUCUUACUUCCCAUCAACGAAUCCACACAGGGGAAAAACCUUAUACUUGUUCAGCGUGUGGAAAGAGUUUCACUCAGAACUCAAACCUUAAAGCGCAUCAAAGAAUCCACACAGGGGAGAAACCAUUUAAAUGCCCAGAGUGCGGAAAGAGCUUCAAUCACAGCACAACACUUACUUUGCAUCAAAGAGUACACACAGGUGAGAAGCCAUAUAAAUGUCUGGAGUGUGAGAAGAGCUUUGCUCAGAGGUCACAUCUGAUUACGCAUGAGAAAAUUCACACGCAAGAAAAACCAUUUAAAUGCCUUGAGUGUGGAAAGAGUUUCAGUCAAAAAUCAAAACUUAUAUUCCAUCAAAGAACCCACACAGGAGAAAAACCCUAUAAAUGCUUAGAAUGUGGAAAGAGGUUCAGUCAGAACACAAACCUUGCGUCCCAUCAAAGAAUCCACACAGGGGAAAAAGACUUUAAAUGCCUGGAGUGUGGGAAAAGCUUUACUCAAAGCACAUAUCUUAUCAGACAUCAAGAAAUCCACGCAGGAAAAAAAUCAUAUAAAUGUUUGGAAUGUGGAAGGGCAUUUACUCAUAGUGCAGGUCUCAUUCGACAUAAAAAGAAUUUCCACAGCGGAGAAACUUACGGAGAGAAGAUGGCUGAGGAAAAUGCUGCAGGCCCGGAAGGAGCACAGGGCCCUUGUUCUGUUGACAUCAGGAGCAGAACAGAAUACUGGGAAAGGACAGUACAGAAGAUCUUAGGUGAAGAAACCACCAGCUCUGAUGUCCAGCGCCAGCACUUCAGGCGGUUGCGCUAUCAAGGGGCCGAGGGCCCCCGAGAGUUUUGUGGCCGACUCCGCAAUCUUUGCCGUCAGUGGCUGAAGCCAGAACAAAACACGAAGAAUCAGAUCUUGGACUUGGUGAUCCUGGAGCACUUCCUGGCUGUCCUGCCCCCAGAGAUGGAGAGCUGGGUCAGGGGAUGCGGGCCAGAGACCAGUUUUGAGGCGGUGGCCCUGGCAGAAGUCUUUCUCCUGAGUCAGGCAGAGGAUGAGAAGCUGGAGGGACAGGUGCAGUGCCUGCCGGUAGAAGCGGCUCCUAAUAUCUGUGUGACACAGAAUGCUCCAUCGGACAGUGGGCAGAGGCUGCUGUUCAAGGGAAUUUUGCGGGAUGAGGACCAAAGGACCGUCUUGCUGGAUGGAGGAACGUCCCCAGCGAUGCAACCUGUUCGUGUUGGAGGCGAAGUGGUUCCUAUGCAGCCGGAUCACGGUCUAACAACCUUGGAGGAGGUGUCUGUGCAUUUCACCGAGGAGGAGUGGGCCCUGCUGGAUGCAGGCCAAAGAGCCCUACACAGGGAAGUCAUGCUGGAGAAUUAUGGGAUGGUCGCCUCUCUGGAGGGUGAUGUGCGGGAAAGCAAGAAUGAGGGAAAGCCAAGUGCGAUUCCGUUGGAUAUCGUCAGAUUUAAUGGAGGAGAGCAGCAGAGGAGGAAAACAGAAGUGAAACGGAAGAGGGAGAACAAACCAUUUGCUUUGCAGGGUGCUAAUUUCCAUAAAGUCCCAAUCCGAGAAAAAAUGGAUGAAGGAAAGGAAAAGAAAGGUGAUAUUUGUGGAAACAACGAGAGAGACUCUCACGAGGUGUCAUUGGAAGGAGCAGGAUUCACCGAAGAGGAGCCGAUGUGGAAAAUCAAAAUAAAACAAGAAAUGGGGAGUGAAUCCUCUGCUUUUCAGGGUGGCGACUUCCAGGAAAUCCCAGUCCAAGAAAAAAUAGAGAGAGAGAAAGAAAGGACAGGUUGGGAGAGCCGAAGUGAGGGUGAACCACAGCAGAUAUCAUUGGAAGGAGUGGAAUGUACAGAAGAAGACCAUCCGUGGAAAAUUGAAAUAAAAGAAGAAAUGGGGAGUGAAUCCUCUGUUUCUCAGGGUGGUGACUUCCCUGAAAUCCCAAUCCAAGUUAAAACAGGGAAGGGAAAGGAAAGAAGUAAGUGCCCAGUGUGUGGGAAAAGCUACAGUUGUAAAUCGAGUUUUAAUGCUCACUGGAGGAUCCAUACUGGAGAGAAUCUGUACGAAUGCCUAGUUUGUGGAAAGAAUUUCAUUCAGAGUUCACACCUCACUUCACAUCUAAGAAUCCACACAGGGGAAAAACCAUUUCAAUGCUUGGAGUGUGGAAUGAGCUUCAAAUGGAAUGAGCAACUCCGUUCACAUAAAAUAGUCCACACAGGCAAAAAGCCGUACCAAUGCAUGGAAUGUGGGAAGAGCUUUAUUCGCAGCACACACCUUACUUCACAUCAGCUAAUCCACACAGGAGAGAAACCAUACAAAUGCAAUGAGUGUGGAAAGAGCUUCAUCCGGAGUACUGAGCUGACUAUCCAUCAGAGAAUCCACACAGGAGAGAAGCCAUAUCAGUGUUUGGAGUGUGGGAAGAGCUUCUCUCAGAGCACCAACCUCACUUCGCACAAAAGAAUCCACACUGGGGAGAAACCACACAAAUGCCUCGAGUGUGGAAAGAGCUUCACUCAGAGAUCCUACCUUAGCAGACAUCACAGGAUUCACACAAAGCCCUACAAAUGCUCUGAAUGUAGCAUGAGCUUUUGCGAUGAAUCAGACUUUAAAGCGCAUCAGGUCAUCCACACGGGGGGAAAUCCUACGAAUCCAAGAUAUCUCUGGAGUGUGGAAAGAACUUCAAGUUCUGCACAAAUUUUACUUCAUAUUGAAGGACUGACACCUGUCUGGAAGCAUGCGGACAAUCAGACAAAAACUUUUCCGACCGAUCAGCCUUUAAUCUCUGUUACAAACCCUAAUUUUUAUUAGUUUGUUCUUUUUAUCUCCUCCCCUAAUUGUGCAGGACAAAGCUCUCCCUUGCCUUCUCUUUGUCACAAACCUGUUUCCUAGGAAAUUCCUUUGUGUCUACUCCCUUGUAAUGGGAACUCAAAAUCCUUCCUGCCCAAAGGAAGUGCAAAAGCAGCUGAGGACACCUUGGUUCCGCCUGGUGUUCUCAGGUGCCUGCUCGGAAGCCAACUGCUCGUUACAUCAGGCUUCACUCCUGGUUUGCGUAGUCCUCAUCUGACUGACUAGCUGGUUUCUUACGUAAGGAGCCAUCUACUCCACCCAAGGAGGAAAGUGUGCUUUUUGUUACUUACAAAGAGUGUUGGAGGGGGGAUUAGACCUGUUCUUGAGCUUCUCCACAGAUAUAGAGGACUUACCAUUUCCUGCUUCACCAUUCUUGAAACACCAUCUUGAAAUACCUUGAACGAAGAGACUACGAUUAUAUAAAUGCACUUGAGCUCUGUCUGACUUUAGAUAUCUGUUUGUAUUUUUCUAUUUUGAUAACCCUUUUUGGCCAUUUUUGAACUUUUUCUGCUUUCUACCUAUAAAUACCGUAUAGAUUCUGAUUUCCUUCUACAUGAAAUACUAUUUUAAAGAAAAACCUUUUUACUGUACGCCCAUGUUCAGGAUAUUCAAAGAGCACUCUCCUCGCCCACGUUAACGUAUUUAAUCCUGCUACCAGGUUGCUUUCCCUAUUAAUACUGCAGUUUCAGCCCUUUACAAAAAACGAGAAUAGGUAUCUUCAGUAACCAAGUGAAGGGCAGAGGUAGUGUGGCCACUUGGUUUUAAAUGGUUGACUGUUAGUGGAAGAAAGCUGGACGUAGCGAGGCAGAUGUUUUGGUGGAAAUUUGGGGCGAAAGGAACUCUGCACAUGCUCGGUGUUCCAGAUCUCCAUAAAAACCAAGAGAAUUUGCACAGAGGAAAAAACUGUAUUAAGAAACGCCCAAAGUUUAGCAGUGACUCCUUUCAAUGUAUAUUUUCAGCAAGCAAGAGAAACAAACUUCAGUCAAAGCCUUUAAGAAGUCAAAGUAAACUUGUGAUGUGGCAGUUCUCUGAUCGCUUAUGGGGAGUUGUCUUUUAUGAUUAAAAUCUCAUAAAGGAUAUUAUGAGCUAAGAAAACUCUAGAAAAGAGCAGGUUGAAUAAUUAUCGAGAAGCUAGCAUGAGCCGGUGUGGCAUGCUGUUGGACUACGAUUGGGGAAACUUGGGUUCGUAUCUUUACUUAGCCAUGAAGCUUGGGCCAAUCUUUCUUUCUCAGCCUAACCUACCUCACAGGGUUGUUGUGAGGAUAUAAUGUAGGAAAGGGGGCAGAUGUAUGCCAUGCUGAGCUCCUUGGAAGAAUUUUUUUUUUAAUGUAAUAGAGUUUUUGCGCUUUUUAGUUUAGAGAUGAGAUGUGCUUGAGGUUUUAUGAAGCAGUGAGCAGUGUUUAGAGAGAGGAAAUGGCAAAAUAAAAAAUCUUUCCUUCCCGUCUCACAGCUGGGGCUCAUGUUUAUCCGGUGAAAUUGAUGGGAAUUGGAAAGGCAGCACUUCUUUGUACGGUGUGUAAUUAACUUACAGAGUUCAGGACUGCAAGACAGGGUGGGGGCUUUAAAAGGGAGUUGUUCAAAUUCUAGAACUGGCCCUGCCAGUGAUUCAUAGCCAUGAUUGCUCAAUGAAUCCUCCAUGUUCAAACACAGUAUAUCUGUGGUUGUUGGGUGCUGAGGAUGAGCAAGAGGAAGGGGAACUGCCUUCCAGUCCUUUCUUCACGGCUACUGUUACGUGGUAGAAUAAAACGCUAUUCUGACGUGGAGUAUCCCAUUUAAUUUAGUGCUUGGUUAAUAGCUAGAUGGUUUUAUGUCGGUAUGUUAGCACAAUUUAUCUGCUUCACUUGGUACUAAAGCUUCAUGUAGGAAGUAUUGUAGCUAACAGUUUGACCUAAAGGGGGAACAGAAUUUUCCCUGUGCAACAUUGGAACUGCGUGGAUCUCUGCCUUACAAAUUGACCUGCCCAGGUAUUGAGGUUUUUA